ACGCCCGUGAGUUGGAGAAGUGGAAGAAGUUCAACCCUCAGCAGCAUAUAAAGUCGUAGCCUCGAGCUUUGUUCGGUUUACUCGUAAUCGAGAUGGGAGAGCGUUUGCUCGCGUUUACGUUAAUUUUGUGCUUAGUGGUGAUCGCCGUCCCAAAGGGAACACAGGGUUACCUUUGGCCAAGACAUGACACGUAUACGACACGCUGGGACAAAGUCAACGUGGAUGAUAUCCUCGAGAGCAAGAGACUCCUUCACUAUUAUUUCAAUUGCCUGAUGAAUAAGGGUCCUUGCCCGCCGGAUGGUCAUGAACUCAAGAGAGUUUUGCCAGAAGCUCUGCAAACAGCCUGUGCAAAAUGUACAAAGAGCCAAAUCGAAGGAUCUGUCAAAGUCAUAAGAUAUCUCAGGCAAUUUGAGCCUGGGAAAUUCAAGCAACUUGCUGAGAGAUACGAUCCCGAGGGCAUGUACAGAAAACGAUACCUCGAACAAUCAUUAGAUAAUAAUACGGCAUAAAGAAAUGUAAAUUAUCCUGAAUCAUUGUUCAUUCAUAUUAACUGUUUUUUUUUGACGAAUGACGACUUCCGUCAUCAUGUUAAUCCUUGAAAAGUUUUAAUACUCAACUUCUAUUACACGAAGUGGAAUUUAGAUAUAGAUAUAUUCUAUUAAUUUGAUAUGUUUGUGAUAAUGCAUAUGAGUAAGU
Molecule: messenger RNA, 696 nt
Organism: Cephus cinctus (wheat stem sawfly)
Lineage: Eukaryota; Metazoa; Arthropoda; Insecta; Hymenoptera; Cephidae
Product: ejaculatory bulb-specific protein 3
Exons: 3
Coding region: 93-509 (138 amino acids)
Source: RefSeq, a predicted model, not a curated record